Messenger RNA from Caenorhabditis bovis, 963 nucleotides. The record is from the annotation of a GenBank genome assembly. NCBI's taxonomy places the organism in Eukaryota, Metazoa, Nematoda, Chromadorea, Rhabditida, Rhabditidae.
AUGGCUGCGAAGGGCGAUGAGAGCGCGACGCUGAUGAACGGCGUCGAGAAUGUUCGACUGAAUCGGAACGAGGACGAGGAGACGUUCAAACAGUUUUUGUACAAUCCGAAAAACAAGACAGUGCUGGGAAGAACCGGAAAAUCGUGGUGCCAGAUCACCGUCUUCUACAUCAUCUUCUACGCGCUUCUCGCCGCUUUCUGGCUCGCGUGUCUCACAACGUUUCUGAAGACGUUGGAUCCGAAAGUGCCGAGAUUCUACGGCAAAGGCACGAUUAUCGGUGUGAAUCCGGGUGUCGGAUAUCAGCCGUGGCUCAAGGAGAAUCCGGACUCGACGCUGAUCCAGUUCAAUCUUCAGGAUCCGGCGUCUUGGAAGCCAUAUGUCGAUCAACUCGACAACUAUAUGGGCAAAUAUAGUAGUAAUGUGAGUGAGACGCGCGAGUGCGGACCGAACGACACCAACGAUGUUCUCGAAAAGGAUGGGGAUGCGCUUCCAUGCCGCUUCGACGUCUCCCAGUUCGACAAGGGUUGCAGCGCGAAGACCGGAUAUGGCUAUCAGCGAGGAGCCCCGUGUGUCGUCAUCUCGCUGAACCGAUUGAUUGGAUGGCGCCCGGUGGACUAUCCGGCCGAAUCGAUUCCCGAGGAGGUUAAGGAUCGGUAUAAGAAGGGUUCGAUUGCGAUCAAUUGCCGUGGAGUGAACCCAGUUGAUGUGGAGCAUAUUGGAAAGGUUACCUACUUGCCGCCAAGUGGAAUUGAUGGACGCUAUUAUCCCUAUGUGUUUGUGCCGUCGUACCAGCAGCCGAUUGCGAUGGUGAAGUUUGAAUCGAUUCCACGCAACAAACUCGUCUUGAUCGAAUGCCGAGCCUACGCGCUGAACAUUGAGCACGACAUCAGCACCCGAUUGGGAAUGGUCCAUUUUGAGGUGAUGGUUGAGGAUAAGAAGAAGCAGGAGAAGAAGGAGUUGUAA